Molecule: messenger RNA, 501 nt
Organism: Clonostachys rhizophaga
Lineage: Eukaryota; Fungi; Ascomycota; Sordariomycetes; Hypocreales; Bionectriaceae
Source: the annotation of a GenBank genome assembly
AUGACUUUAGGUUACCAAAACAAAGCCCACCACAAGCCUCUUCUACCGGACGAUCUUGCAACGCACAAGUCUACCUCCGAGUCUCCUGUACAGGGUGCUGUCUAUGCAAUGCAGGCCCUCAGCUAUGCACGCAUUGGCUUAGGGGCAGCAAGUCUCCUUGCCCCGAGCUCAAUCUGCGGACUAUUCAGAUUCCUCAUUUCAAAUGAAACGGCCACUGUUGUUCGGAUGUUCGGUGUCCGUGGCGUUGCUUUAGGUUAUCUUAUUCUUAACGCCGAUCAUAAGACGCUUUCCGGCAGGGCAGAUCUGAAGAGAAUGCUCUGGGCCAACUUUGGAUGCGAUAUGGCGGACAUUUGCAGUAUUGCAUUCGCGGUCACCAAUGGGCAUAUGGAUCGGCUGCCGGGAACAUUUCUUACAGGGGGUGCAGCUGUUUGUAUUGCCCUGGCGCUUCUGGGAGUAAAGGCUAUUGAGGAUGUUCAGACCAUGGCUUCCAAGGAUGAGUGA